AUGAGUGAAACACUUACUACUGGAAAGUCCAUACUAUUGUCUCCGUUGACAAUAAGGGGCCAGACAUUUAAGAACCGGAUCGGUGUGUCUCCCAUGACUCAACUCAAGGCCGAUAACCAGGGCUUUGUGGGGGACUGGCAUCUGAUGAGCGCCGGCUCCUAUGCCAGUGGCGGUGCCGGACUCGUCAUGAUGGAGGGCACGGGUGUGGAGCCCAUGGGUCGCAUAUCCAAUCGUAGCCCCGGUAUGUGGAGGGAUGAGCACAUGGAGUCCAUGGCCAGGAUCGCUAGGUUUGUGAGAUCCCAGGGCUCGGUGGCCGGCAUUCAGUUAGUACACAGUGGGCCCAAAGCGGGCUGGCUGUUCGGGCACAUGGAGACCUGGGAGGGCUUGGAAACUGUGUCAGCGUCGGCCAUACCCUACUGUCCCGGCGCUACACUACCAAAACAGGCGACGGAAAUGGUGUUGAUUCGGGUGAGGGAGGCGUUCGUGUCGGCGGCGCUCCGGUCAGUGAGGGCUGGCUUUCAGGUGAUAGAGUUGCACUUCGGGCACGGGUAUCUCAUCAGCUCAUUCCUAUCGCCCAUAACUAAUCACCGUUUGGACGACUUCGGGGGUAGUCUUGAAAAUCGCAUGCGUUUUGGUCUGUCAGUCGCCCGGAGUGUCCGCAACGCCCUCCCGGACGACAUCGUAUUGGGGGUCCGGGUGUCGGUCACCGACUACUGUGACAACGGAUGGGAUUUACAGCAAACCAUAGAGUUUGCCAAACAGUUGAAACAAAUUGGCAUCGAUUUUCUGGACUGUAGUUCCGGUGAUAUCAUUCACAACGCCCCCUAUAAUCCCUUAAACCCUAAAGAGGGCGUACAUGUCGAGAGCGCUGGUACUAUACGCAGGGAAACGGGUUUAGCAACCGUAGCCGUGGGUAAGAUAGUGGACCCCCUGGAAGCUGAGAAGAUCUUGGAGACUACCGGUGCGGCGUUUGUGUUGAUCGGCCGGGCGUUUGUCAAUAACCCUCACUGGCCUUUCCUGGCGGCCGACGCCUUAGGGGAUGACCAGCCCUUCAAACACUCGGUUUUCUACGACUGGGCGGUCGGUCUGAAUAAAGGGUUGUAUAAGUGGAGGCAAACCGUGUUUUCUGCAAAACAGUGA
This is a messenger RNA of Oppiella nova, 1140 nucleotides long. Lineage: Eukaryota; Metazoa; Arthropoda; Arachnida; Sarcoptiformes; Oppiidae. The record is from the annotation of a GenBank genome assembly.